Messenger RNA from Clunio marinus, 192 nucleotides. Lineage: Eukaryota; Metazoa; Arthropoda; Insecta; Diptera; Chironomidae. The record is from the annotation of a GenBank genome assembly.
AUGCCAUUUUUUGUAUCCAAACCAUUAAACAUUUCUUAUGACAACGAAGUUUUACAAACUGCCUUAGCAAUAUUAGGAGAAACAUGUGACGAAAUCCAACCUGAAGACGAGCUUAAACAAUACUGUCAAGAGGAAUUAUCCAACAUUGAAGAGGUAACUAAGAGUAGGAUGUUGGCAAUCAUCAAUCAGUAA